AGCUGCCUGCUAUAUAGCAGGAGGUCGUCGCCGCUACUGCUCUUUCCGCUCCGCGCCGCCAGAAGUGCUGGACGCUACGACACUCGUUCCAUCGCCAGCGGACAAUCCUCUACCAGCCGCCAUGUCGCUGGACUUCUACUACGUGCCGCUGAGUCCGCCGUGCCGCUCCGUGCUGCUCGCAGCGCGGGCUGUCGGCGCCAAGCUCAACCUCAAGCUGGUGGACCUGGCGGGCGGCGAGAACCUCACGCCGCAGUACCUCAAGAUGAACCCGCAACACACAGUCCCAACACUCAACGACAAGGGUUUCGCCCUGUGGGAAAGCCGGGCCAUCUUGGGCUACCUCGUGCAACAGUACGCCAAGGACGACAGCCUCUACCCCAAGGAGCCGAAGAGGCGCGCGCUGGUGGACCAGAGGCUCUACUUCGACAUCGGCACCCUCUACCAGAGGUUCGGCGACUACUACUACCCGGUGCUGUUCGCGGGCGCCGCCUUCGACCCGGAGAAGAUGAAGAAGUUCGAGGAGGCCGUGCAGUUCCUGGACAAGUUCCUGGAGGGGGAGAAGUGGGUGGCGGGGCCCAGCCUCACCAUCGCCGACAUCAGCAUCGCCGUCACGCUGUCCAGCGCCGAGGUGCUGGGCUUUGAAGUGAGCGCCAGGAAGUACCCGAACGUGGCGCGGUGGUACGCUAGCGCCAAGACCUCCAUACCCGGCUACCAGGAGCUCAACACGCCUGGCCUGCAGGACCUCAAGGCGCUCCUGCCGGCCGGCAAGUGAAUUGCUCCGCGAGUUGGGAGCGCUCCUGCCGGCCGGCGAGUGAACUGCUCCGGGAGUUAGGAGCGCUCCUGCCAGUCGGCGAGUCAACUAACUGCUCCGGGAGUUAGGAGCGCUCCUGCCGGCCGGCGAGUCAACUAACUGCUCCGGGAGUUAGGAGCGCUCCUGCCGGCCGGCGAGUCAACUAACUGCUCCGGGAGUUAGGAGCGCUCCUGCCGGCCAGCGAGUCAACUAACUACUCCCUCGCCUCAUCCGCAGCACGCUCUUGGCGGGUGCGUCUCACAGCUACCACCGUAAACAAACAAUAACAUAAAUAGUGAAAUAUAUGAAUAAUCCAUUGCAA
This is a messenger RNA of Bacillus rossius redtenbacheri, 1112 nucleotides long. Its product is annotated as glutathione S-transferase 1-1-like. The coding region runs from base 122 to 772 and encodes 216 amino acids. The record is from RefSeq and is a predicted model, not a curated record. Gene Ontology annotation, molecular function: glutathione transferase activity. The transcript is spliced from 6 exons. Lineage: Eukaryota; Metazoa; Arthropoda; Insecta; Phasmatodea; Bacillidae. Gene Ontology annotation, biological process: glutathione metabolic process.